ACUUACAGUUUAAAAUCCUAUCUGAUCGCCGGGAUAUUAAUGUAUAUCGAACGAAAAAAAAGCAAUGGAAUAAUAACUUAGAAUUAAGACUGUAUGUGAGUCAAUAAGAACAAUGAGAAGACUUUUAGGAAAGGUUUAGAGAUACUCAUGAAAAUUCAUGAAUUCAGUAAAACCUAGUACAGGAAAACCAAACAAGCAGCAAGCAAAGUAUUGCAUGACUAAACGCCUUUUGCUGCUGUAAUCAAAGUUAUGAACUGAAGGGCUUUGCAUGACGGAUGGUGCGAGCAAAUGUACCUGAAUGUCGCGAACUGAUAUUACGAUCUUUGAAUUCAGUGUAUACGUUCAUUGCCCUUAUUUCAUUCUAUUGGGGUCCCAAGCGGUAGAAAUACGUCAAUAUGGACCUAUUAGACAUAGUUGUAGUGGUUUAGGCUCCAGACAUCAAAUUGCACAUUUUUAUUUAUAUGAUGACAUUCAGUAUUUAGCACUAUCUAAUGUUUGUAUGUGUCCGUAUAAUGGAGCUAAUGUCAAGACAACUGACUGCAAAUACUUUCAAGGCAAUGUUAAGAAGGACAUGUAGUCGACUGUAACCUUUCCAAGGACUGACUCUUCGUUAUUUUAUGGAAAAUGGUGAAGGAAUUGGGGCCCAUUUGACAGGCAGUCAAUGUUCUAUUUUUUAAUCUGUUAUUAACAACAAAUGGUAAUUAGGCUGAAAGAGAUUCCAUUUUCCGACUAUAUUUGCGUCCCAAAAUGAAUUUUAAAAUUACUCGUAUUAUAAGGCUUCGGUCUGAUAACCGAUUGUCCGUCUGUUCAGCAAUAAAUAGCGUGUUUCUUUAUCUUGAAGGUUUCCACGCCGAAAGUGCGGCAUGGUUACAACGCGCGGUUCCCACGGUGCUGCGCGCGGCACUGCGCCUCCUUCUCCUCGCCCUGCGCUCCUCUCAGCCCGCACAGGCUUUGUUAUCUGAAGCACCAUUGCCUGUCACUUGAAACAACUGGAAUGUCCGCUCAAAAUAUUCAACAAAUCGUUUGAGCAGCUAAGAACUGCAGAUUAUAUGCAACUCGAGCCAACUACGUCGUAUUGGAACGCAUCUUAUAGGGCAGAGAGCCGCGCGGACUGUACGGAGGGCACGCGACGGAGUUCUAUAGUUCAUCGCCGAGACCCGUCCAGGAGAGAUAGGCAGUCACCAUUUGUCACAGACCGCGGCAGCUCCUGGGGAUUUACGGAGGGAAAGUCGGGAGGUAAAUAUCAAGAAGAAUCCUGACUUGUUAAUCCACGGGUUGCGGACAUACUGCCUUUGAGAUAUAUACAUAUAUUUUUAACGCUCGCCAUUUUAGCAUACUCUUUUUUUGCCGAAAGCUAGAUGUUUCCAGAUUAUCGUUUGCAAUAACCUCAGUGCUGCUAACAGGACGAAAGGAGGCGUAAAGGGGAAAGUACAUCAUACGUUUUGUUUGGAAGGUCUAACAAAGACAUCUGGUAGGCGUUUUGGAUUUCUGUGACACUGACCACUUUUUUUACACACUGAGUGUGUUCGAUCAUCCCUGUCCUUUUUUUGGAUACCCACUUUGUGUCAUUUCUCAUUCCCUCAAACCUGAAAGUCCAAAUUGCGCUGCCCUGGUCCCUUAGACCUUUCCAGCGGCCACAUCUUAACGAAAGAAAGAUCCCAAGGCGAUCAGCGCGCCGGAAAGCAGGAUUCCCCUUAUUAUUAUUAUUAUCAUUAUUAACUUUAGUGUCUAGUUGUAAGAAUAAAGCAUGAGCCAGGCGGAGAUCUCGACGUGCUCGGCGCCGCAGAGGGUUUUCCAGGAGGCGGUGAAGAAGGGCAACACGAAGGAGCUGCACUCGCUCCUGCAGAACAUGACAAACUGCGAGUUCAACGUGAACUCCUUCGGCCCCGAGGGGCAGACGGCCCUGCACCAGUCCGUCAUCGACGGCAACCUGGAACUGGUCAAGCUGCUGGUUAAAUUCGGGGCCGACAUCCGUCUGGCCAACAGAGAAGGCUGGAGCGCUUUACAUAUCGCCGCUUUCGGGGGACACCAAGACAUAGUGCUAUACCUCAUCACCAAGGCCAAGUAUGCCUCCGGCGCACGGUGAUCUCAAUGUGCCCCCCCCCCCCCCCAGGUAAAACACUGAGAACCCGGCUCUUGUAAAACUGCCUUUCAAAUUACCCAGUUAUGUCAAAAAAUCCGGCCCUGAUUCGUUAUAUUUAAGACGAGGUUUUGCUCUGCCUGGCUCAUUAAAUGGAACACUAUACUAUCUGUAUGCAUCUUACCAUAAGUAUUGGAAAAAUAUCCGUCUCCUUUGCUGGUACUUUAAUUGUUUAUUUGAAUGUGUAACUAAUCUGAUAGCGAAACUUGGCCGGGAAGGAAGAUCGUCUUUCGUUACCGGUGCCGUUUUUUCGGUCGCUGUUGAAAUCAGGCGCCUCUUUAUUGGGCUCCGAAUGAAGUGUUAAACCCGCUUGGCCCUUUAUAAAUUAUUAUGAUUUGUUAAAAAAUAGAAAAGAUGGCACUUGAUGCUAUGGCUGCAUGCUGGAAUAUAUGAAAGGGGAGAGGUGAACACGGUAAUGAAGUCCAUCUUCUGGCUAUAUGCUGAUUAUUAUUAUUUUUUUAAACCCAUUGGGUAUGUUUCGAUUAACAGUUUCUUGGUUUUAAAAAGCGGCAUUAUGAAAUUACUUUUGCAUUGUAAAGGGGUUCAUAAUAAUCAUAAUAACACAUGCCUAAAGAUUCCUAAGUACUGUAUAAAAUAGCUUUACCUUUUUCUUUAAAGUAGCUGAAUGCGCUCUGCCUUCGCCAAGCAGACAUCUAGCAGCACCUUCAGGUCGGAAAGACCAGAGUUAAAGGUUAAUGUUACUAAAUCGCUGCUUUCGCUUUGUAUCAAAACGUCAGGAGAAUCGCAUUUGGUUGAUGUUUUUAAAAAUUCACUUUUCAGUAUUUCUUAAAACUGCCCUGCUCGUCACUGUGAAUGCAGACUGGGUUUUAUUUAUGAAGGUACAAUGAGAAAAUACGUUUGAAUGAUGUGGUGUUUCUGAUCAAUCGGUCUCAAACGUUAAUGGUGACUUUCCAAGCUGCUUCGUAAUCUGAUAUUCUGUCCCCUAUGGAGAUCCGACAUCACCAGUCUGAUUCUUAACCCGAUCCUUAUCUAAAGUCAUGAUUUCUUUGUAUUUGCCAGCUACCUCGGAUGUAGAAUUCAACGGAGAAAUGGCAUAGAUUUGGUCUGUAUUCCCAAGGAGAGAAAACUCAAGUCUGGUUACAUCGAUAAAUUUAUCUGAAUUGUGUUCGCUCAGCCGAUUUAACCUAAAUGCAAAUUAAUAACCGAUCGCCCACGCACUCUAAACAUUACAGUAAACGCUUGGUCUUCAACCAGACCCGUCAUUUCCCCUCUGCAAGUUUUUUAUUAAUCGGUCAAACUUUUUUUCAGGAUUUGGUCAUUUGAUCGCAAAUGCUUAUUUGAAGCUAAACAUAUGUGUUACCUUUCAGCUUUCGUUUUUCGCGUUAAAUGCUGAUUUAGCUACAUAAAAGAAAAGGAAAAAUAUUAACGCAUGACUUAAAAAUGCAGGGAGUUUUGUUGCACAAAAAGCGGAGCCUUUCACGCCCCUUUAAGGCCUGUUCGGGUAACUGCAGACGGGGCAAACGAAUAGUUACUACUGAGCAGGACUAUGACCAUAUGAACAUUGAUAUGCUAAUGGUUAUCUCAUCAUCACUGUGUAAUUACGAUGAUUAUUACUACUACAUGACUACAGCAGGAAAAUCGAGAGAUGUCAAUACAGACUGCCUGUUUCAUUUUAAGGUCAUGGCACCCUGUUUGUUUUAAUGCUGCUUAUAAUGUUUUUUUUUAUUUUUGUUUAUUUUGUUUUGAAUUAAAUGCCAACAGUAAGAGACUUUGGGGGGAAAUCUGAUCACAUCACUGUCAUUUAAAAAAAAGCCCAGUAUGUGCAGAUUUGUGUGCUUGUGUGCGUGUGGAGUUUUUGUUUUGCAUGCGUUUGCUGUUGUGUCAUAUUUAGGCGUCAGCCUCGUUCCCUCUGUCGUCUUCUGCGUCUGGGUAUCGCAGAGUGUGACCCCAGGGACUGUGGACUGUACAUGAACCUGGAAAAACUAAAGGGAAAACGAAAUUGAGAACCCAAUUAAUAUAAAGAGAAAAAAAAUAUGCAUCGCUUGACUUAAACUUGAUCGUUUUAUUAUUUUUUUUAAAUAUUGCACUGAUAACUGUUGUUAAUUGUUGGUUUUAUGCCAACAUUUUUAUUUUUUCUAAAGAGAAAAAAGGAACACGACAUAAUACUAUUGUAUGAAACUCCAGGUAAUUUUGUCUUUUUUUGUGCAUCACUUUGUGAAACGUAAUGUUUGCAAAGCCAGUUGUUUCCGUGACUGGGUGUGUGAGUGUGUGUGUAUAUAAAAGCUGAAAUAAACCGUGGAGCACUUUCUUUUCUGAAGUGCUGUCCUCCUGUUGUUAUGAAAGGGGAACAAUACCUUUGAUGGUAAGAUCAUUGUAACAAUUGCACGAUGCGUAGUUGUUUUACUCGUCAGUGUCAUAACAUUUAUGACACAAGUGUAAAAUAGCUAGAUAGGUUUAAAUGAAUGAGAAGUGCUGAAAUUGUUUUAGGACCAAGUUCUGUUUGUUUUGCUUUGUUUGCAAACAAAAGAUUGUGUCUCAUAAGUGAGGUGGAUGUUCCAUUGUGUCAAUAAUGAGUUUUUUUUUUUUAUUAUUAUUUUUGAAUGUUGUAACACUGUGAUCUUGUGUGGAGAGGAAUCGCGUGCUGUAAUUUUGUACGUUUGUGUACAAGCCAGUAAAGAAAAUCAUUAAACUUUC
This is a messenger RNA of Brienomyrus brachyistius, 4795 nucleotides long. It is a transcript of the gene nrarpa, whose product is annotated as NOTCH regulated ankyrin repeat protein a. Gene Ontology annotation, cellular component: cytoplasm. NCBI's taxonomy places the organism in Eukaryota, Metazoa, Chordata, Actinopteri, Osteoglossiformes, Mormyridae. Gene Ontology annotation, molecular function: enzyme inhibitor activity; phosphatase regulator activity; protein binding. The record is from RefSeq and is a predicted model, not a curated record. The transcript has 3 exons. The coding region runs from base 1748 to 2086 and encodes 112 amino acids.